Messenger RNA from Colletotrichum scovillei, 3370 nucleotides. RefSeq lists its product as uncharacterized. Gene Ontology annotation, molecular function: ATP-dependent chromatin remodeler activity; ATP binding. The transcript has 5 exons. Lineage: Eukaryota; Fungi; Ascomycota; Sordariomycetes; Glomerellales; Glomerellaceae. The record is from RefSeq and is a predicted model, not a curated record. The coding region runs from base 524 to 3370 and encodes 948 amino acids.
GGAAAUCAAAGGACAUUGCUCUUACCGGUCGAUUGUGUAUAAUGUUCUCGUGUGUCAGUUAGUCGCUGAGAGAAAGCGCUUGUUGUUGCUAUGGAGGCCUGUCCGGGAUGGAGUAGACACUUUUGAUGAUCAGAGAAGACGUGAAUCUUCUGCUUGUAUCGGACGAGGUGUGUUGAGCGAAGGGUUCAGUUCUAUCUGAUUGACCGAAGGAACGAUCCACUGCCUGAGAGGCGUCCGUUUACUCCGUGCUAAGCGAGCUGUGAAUCACUCUCUGGGCGGAUUCUCAGUACAACGCGUUUGCUAGUGCCUAAGGUUUGUCAAUCUCACUUCACCUCGCGACCUCGAGGCCUUUCAAUUUUUUCGUCCUUCACCUCCGAGGAGCACACGCGCCAACUUCACAUAUUUUCUGUCCCCAUCACUUUAUUUUACACUCUACUUCGUGGGCGUCGCUUUCAGUCGUACCUUUGGUCACUAUCUGGUCUCAACGUCCUAAGAGUCGUCGAGAACCUUACCCUCCCUCUCAAUGCUCAUAGCUACAUUCCGCCGACUCCGUACCGACCUUUCCCCCAGACCUCCGAUCAUGAGACCCAAGAAGAAAUCGGGCACAUUAUCGAAUGCGCCCCGACGGCCCAAGAGCGCCUUCGAUACCCGUCUGCCUUCACAGGACGGGCUUCUAGCGCGUGUGGUCUUCGACGCCAAGAAGCUGCUCGCCCUUCAAAUGGGCUUGGAGUUUGAUAAUUCGAGCGAGAAGGUCGAAGCAGUCGAUUCGCAGGCAGGUCGUGUUGCCCUUUUGAUACACGAGGCCGACGCCCAUUAUGAGCCCGCCACGUCGUACACGACGGCGGCCGACAGUCUCCAAACUCGAAUUCUUCGUCGGAAUGCUUCGGUCAAGCUGUACAAGAAAGGGCUUUGCCCUUUGAGUCCGAGCCCUACCGUCAGCAACGGCGAGGUCAUUGUUCUUCCUGACCAGAGUAUCCACGAGACUUUCAGCUUCGAGUCAGCAGCGAGAGACAUGGCCACACUGGCCACUGGCUUGAUGCAGGAUUUCAAGCCAGGAACCGCGAUAGUUCAUUCACAAGCGAUAGAGGAGGACAGAGACGCGUUCAGGGACACUUUCGAGAUGGCCAUGGGCCACGCGGCAGACAAUCUCAAGGCCGUUGAAGAAGACUUCGUGGACUCGGAGGAGCAAAAGGGACUAGCAGGUCAACCCAUUGAGAAGCUGGUAAUCGGGAACGUUUCUGGACAAGGCUCCGACGAACCAUUCGUAUUUGUCACGGUACCCAGCUUUCUGGUCAAGUACAUUGCCCUCGGAGUCUAUAUUCGCGGAGACUUCCAAGAGAUGGACAAGUUCCGCCCCAGCCCCAAUCUCGAGACAGUCUUGCGGCCAUGGCAGCAGGAGGGCGCCGAGCUGCUGAGCCACAUGCUCAAUGGACCUCUACGAGGCGCGGUCCUAGGUGAUGGAAUGGGACUGGGCAAGACCUUGACCAGCAUCAAUGUCACUUUACGCGAUCCAAACGAACCAUACGAAGGACCGGUUCUAGUUGUAGCGCCCAAGGCCGUCCAGUCCACGUGGUUGGACGAACUCUCCUUUCACUUCCAACAGCUCAAGGGGCCAAGGGUAUUUGUCCUCAAGGGCAGGAAUGUCUCUGCGGCCGAGAUUUUCGGCAACAAAUACGACUUUAUUAUAGUUAGCUAUAACUAUGUCGUGGGCGCCAGCCAGGAUCUCGACUUCGCCGAGAACACUGCACAAAUUCUCAACAUUGAAAGAAGCCAGCGGCGUAUGGCAAAGGGCAUUGUUCUUCCAGUCAAGUACCGGCGGCCUUGGCGAGUCGGGUUUCCACUCUGUGCCGAGACGAUGGAUGCAUUCGGGCUCCAAUUCCCUAUCAUUGUGCUGGACGAGGCGCACAAGGUGAAGAACCAUUCCUCGGAGACGCAUAUUGCGAUACGCAAUUUGAAGUAUUCCAAAGUCCUGGCAGUCUCUGGAACGGCCUUCCCCAACAAAUGGCACGACAUCUACGGCAUGAUAGACUUCCUUCCCGGCAACCCUUUUGAAUCCUUUGACCACUUCGUCAAGUGCUUUUCGACACUGAUCAACGGGCGCCCCGGUAACACUUGCGAGACGGAUGAGAUUUUGGCCUUCUUGGAUUCAUUCUUCGUUGCGAGGCCCCAGAGCGUCAUGAGUCUCCGAGGCUUAGAGGAGCAUCUAGUCGAGGCUCCUUUGAGCACCGGCAAAAGCAUCUCGAUCGCUCUUCUCGCCGAUGAAUUCUACCGCUUAGCGCGAAUGCGCUCCGACAACGACGAAGACAAUGAUACCACGGCGGCCUUCGCAAAGGCGGUGGAAGCAGAGACGUUGGCAAUCUCUGAUCUCCUAUCUCGUGAAGAUCGCGAAGAGGAUACUAAGCCCUACGAGGACUGGUGCGAGAAGAAGGGCAUUGUACCCGCGGACGUGAGCCCUGACCAGCUACUGGAAUGGGUCGAACGAGCGGGACGUAGACCUAAAUUGAAGCGCAAGCCUCGCAAGGGUAGAAAGACGGCCCCAAAGAGCACCCGGGCAAGCCUCGACGGCGACAAUUCUGACGACCCAGACUUUGUCGCCGGGCAGACAGAGUACCAUGAAGACGAUGGCAAUGACGAGAUGGAGGAGAAUGACGAGGAGUACUGCGAAGAGCAGACAAAAGGUCGCGGAGGCCCCAAGCGUGCGCUCUGGCUUACCCGCCUGCGACAGACGCCUCCCUCGGAGUUCGUCAAUGAACCGCGCAUCAAGGCAGUCACGGAUACAGUCGCACGCGUGCUCUCGGACAACGCCUCGGACAAGAUUUUGAUCUUCUCCAAAUACCUGACUGUCCUCGACAUCAUCGAGAGAGCCCUGGAGGAGGCCGAAAAGGACGAUGCCAUCGGAGUCCGGGUGCUCCGGUUCGACGGUUCAAUGUCUCAUGCUAAGAGAGACAAGGUGCGCCACGAAGUGCAAAGCAACAGCACUACGCCCUGCGUCAUCCUACUCACUGCGGGAGCUGGGGGUGUUGGGCUGACUCUCACUGCGGCCAACCACGUGAUACUCUGCGAGUACUGGUGGACGCAGUCGGAGGAGCUUCAAGCCCUGUCGCGCUGUUAUCGGCAGGGUCAAGAGAAAACCGUACACGUUUGGCGCGUGCGAUCCCUCAACUCCGCCAUUGAACUUUAUGUGCAGCGGACGGCCAAGGCCAAGGCCACGGUCACGGGAGACAUCGCUAAGUGGCUCGUUAGGGAUCUUGCGUGGAACUCCAUCGUCGAAUUCAACCGAGACCCUGGGUUCUUUUGCCGCAAGAGUCACUUGGGCUCUCUUGCGUAUGCCGAUUUUACAAGGGAUGCGGACAAGCCCGAAGUUCAUUGA